CAACAAGAUGGUGUGUCAUCACAACUGCAGAGGAGAUUAAAUGCAAUGAGCUGAGAUUACAAUUGGAAGCAGCCAAAGUGGCAAACGCAACGCUUGCUAAACUGCUUCCUGAAAUAUUUCAGUGUGUUCGCACCAAUGACUUAUUCACCUGCAUGGACAUGAUAGAAAAAGAUGAAGCUGAUUUAAUUACAUUGGAUUCUGGUCUUGGGUAUUUUGCGGGACGGCAGCACAACAUGAUGCCGAUAAUGGCAGAAGACUAUGGCUAUGAUAAUUCUGACAGACAAGUGUACUAUUCCGUGGCAAUGUUCAAAGCAACGGACACAGUGACUCUUGCAAGUUUGAAAGACAAGAUAGUAUGCUACUCAUCCAUUGGUAUGAGUGCUGGUUGGGUCUACCCAAUAGGAAGUAUGCUGCUCCAGCACUACAUCACAGUUGAUCAGUGUAAUGCCAUAGUUAAAGCCGUGUCAACUUUCUUCAGAGGAAUGUGCCUUCCCGGCUCACUGACCUCAUUCUACAACCCCUUUGGAAAUAACCCCACAUCAGUGUGUGACCAAUGCACUGGCAAAAAUGAAGAGUUCUGUGCUACAAGUGAUGAAUAUGCUGGUUACGAUGGUGCUUUCAAAUGUGUGGCAGAUGGUAAUGGACAGCUGACCUUUCUCAGACAUGACACAAUCAUACAGAUGACUAGCCCUGAAAACAGCAAUAAUCUGACAGGAUUCUCGUAUUCGGCAGAGAAUUACCGGCUGCUGUGUCCUGAUGGGCGUAGUACUACAGUUGAUGAUUAUGUUAACUGUAACUGGGGAGAAGUCAGGCCAAACAUAAUCAUGACCUCAGCUGUAAGAGAUCCAGAAUCAUUGGCUGGCUACAAGACAUUUCUUCACGCGAUAGAGGAGCUGUUUGGACCCGAUGGGUAUUCCACCAGCAAAUUUAAAAUUUUCAGGUCAGAGACCACGUAUCCUUCAGAUGUCUUCCAGCAAACGCUGACGAGAAGAAACCAGAUGUUCUCAGAUAUGACUAAGAAGUUCAUGGACACAGGAACUGAGACUUACUACACCUGGGUUGGAGAUAAAUUCAUGGGCCUUCUGAAUGAGAUGAAUCGCUGUCCGUCUGACACUGUUCGCUGGUGUUUGACUUCCUUGGCCGAAAAACUGAAGUGCGAGGACAUGAUCAUGGCAUUCAAGGCCAAAGAAUUGAAACCAGAAAUGGACUGUCUCUAUGGCGGCAACACUACUAACUGUAUGGAAAUGAUCUACCGAGGAGAUGCUGAUCUCAUAAAUCUUGAUGCUGGAGAUAUCUACAUUGCGGGAAGGCGAUAUGGGCUUGUGCCUAUUGCAGCUGAAGACUAUGGAGACAUGACGAUGGAGUUUAAAGUUGUUGCAGCAGCAAGAAAAACUGACAAGUACACCACUCUCUUCAAUAUGAGAGGCAAACGAGCAUGUCAGCCUGGAAUAAAUCGGGGUGAUGGUUGGAUUAUUCCGCUCAACAUCUACAUUGAAACUGAACAAUUUCUUCCCAGUGACUGUUCAAUUUUUAGGAAUAUUGGUGAGCUGUUUGCAAGAAGCUGCAUUCCAGGUGCCCUGGACACAGAGUACAAUCCUAAUGUGAGGCCUAUUAACCUGUGUGAAGGCUGUGGUGGUGGAGGUUUCCGAAAGUGUCAACGGAACAGUGAAGAGCAGUAUUAUGGAGCAAGUGGGGCCUUCAGAUGCCUUGUGGAAAAGGGCGGGGAUGUAGCAUUUGUCCGUCAUUUGACUGUAAGAGACAACACAGAUGGCCGUAAUCAUGCCAUAUGGGCUAGGAACAGGAGGUCAGAUGACUACGAACUACUCUGCAAGGAUGGCCGGCGACUCAACGUUGAUCGCUUUGAAGAAUGCCACCUUGGAUAUGUUCCUUCCAAUGCCAUUGUUACCUCAGCUGAUAAGUCUCCCAUACAGAAGGAUAUCAUCUGGAGUCUCCUUAACUAUGGCCAGCAGUUUUUCUCGUCGGACAUAGAUGGAGACUUCCACAUGUUUGACUCCGGAAUCUGGUACACAGAUUUGAUCUUCACAGAUGCAGCUGUCAGGCUAAUGAGGAUUCCAGAGGAGAGACAGAAUUACAAAGACUGGUUAGGGGAAUCAUUCCUGUCGCAGACCGAGAAUCUGCACAAAUACACCUGUGUUAGUCCUGACAGUGGGAUUUCCUUAAGUCCAAAUCUUUUGUUGUCUGUCAUGAUUGCAGUUAUUUCCCUGCUUGUAGUGGGUUUGUAG
Molecule: messenger RNA, 2243 nt
Organism: Candidula unifasciata
Lineage: Eukaryota; Metazoa; Mollusca; Gastropoda; Stylommatophora; Geomitridae
Source: the annotation of a GenBank genome assembly